Messenger RNA from Scophthalmus maximus (turbot), 591 nucleotides. It is a transcript of the gene hbae5, whose product is annotated as hemoglobin, alpha embryonic 5. Gene Ontology annotation, cellular component: haptoglobin-hemoglobin complex; blood microparticle; hemoglobin complex. Gene Ontology annotation, molecular function: heme binding; oxygen carrier activity; organic acid binding. NCBI's taxonomy places the organism in Eukaryota, Metazoa, Chordata, Actinopteri, Pleuronectiformes, Scophthalmidae. The record is from RefSeq and is a predicted model, not a curated record. The transcript is spliced from 3 exons. Gene Ontology annotation, biological process: hydrogen peroxide catabolic process; oxygen transport. The coding region runs from base 65 to 496 and encodes 143 amino acids.
GACUGCGGAGCCGAGUGAAUUUAAGUAGAUCUCCAGGCUGUUCCAUCCAUCACCAUAAACCAACAUGAGUCUGAACGAGAGUGACAAGGCCGUCGUCAGGGCCACAUGGAGCAAAAUCUCCAAGGCAGCGGACGUCAUUGGGGCUGAUGCCCUGGGCAGGAUGCUCUGCAUCUAUCCGCAAACCAAGACCUACUUCACCCACUGGCCAGACGUAAAACCCGGCUCAGCUCAUGUGAAGGAGCACGGAAGGAAGGUAAUGACCGGAGUUGCUAUGGGCGUGGCCAAGAUCGACGACCUGAGCGCUGGCCUGCUGGAGCUCAGCGAGCGGCACGCCUUCCAGUUGAGAGUCGACCCGGCCAACUUCAAGCUCCUGUCCCACUGCAUUCUGGUGGUGAUGGCCAUCAUGUACCCCAAGGACUUCACCCCUGAAGUCCACGUCGCCAUGGACAAAUUCCUGAUCAGCCUGUCCCUGGCUAUCUCCGAGAAGUACCGCUAAUCUGCCCCCUCUGUAUGCGCGGUGUGCCGCACACGCCCAUGCAAAACCCAUGGUGAACAAAGUGACAGAAUAAACUGCAUGCCGCCCAAAACUCA